AUCAAAUAGCAAAAAUUCUCCUCAUUUAAUUAAUAUCUUCUCUCAGAUCAAUCUGCAGACGCAAAGAAGAAGAAGAAGAAGAAGGAGUAGAAUUAGGUUUUUGUUCCAUUGAUCGGGAAGAAUUUUCUUGAGAUGUUUUGAUCUUUGUUGAAGACUCAUUAAUGGCUUCGAGAAUUGCAGUGCAACUGAACAGAGCCGAGGGAGCAGUUCCUGAAGGUGGGAUUAAGCAGAAGAACAUGGCAGCCGUUCAAGGAGGAAGAAACCGGCGAGCACUUGGAGAUAUUGGGAAUCUUGUAACUGCUCAUGCUGUUCUUGAAGGCAAACCCCUUCCUCACAGACCAGUGACUAGGUUGUUAAUUAUUUUCCCAUCUCUUUUGCUAUAUUUCAUUUCCAUUCAUAGUUGUUGAUAGAUUUAUAAUGUCCCUUAUUUUUCCUGUUUGCGUAGGAGUUUCCAUGCUCAAAUGCUAGCUAAUGCUCAGGCAGCAGCUGCAGAAAACAACAAGAAAUGUCUGCCAGUUGAAGUGGAAAAUGAAAGAGUUUUUGGUGCCAAGGCCAAGAAACCAGUUCAGAGAAGACCUGUUGUUAAGAAUAAGCCUAAGCCAGAGGCUGUUAUCGACAUAAGUUCUGAUUCGGAGCAAGUGAAGGUGGUAGACAAAAGGGAGAAGAGAACAAAUGGUGGCAAGAAAGCAGCACCAACUCUCAGUUCUACUCUCUCAGCAAGAAGCAAAGCUGCAUGUGGUUUGAACAAAAAAACCAAGGAUGUAACGGUAGUAGAUAUUGAUGCUGCUGAUGUGAACAAUGAGUUAGCAGUUACAGAGUAUCUAGAUGACUUGUACAAAUUCUACAAGAUUGCUGAGAAAGAGAGCAGAGUUGGUGACUAUAUGCAUUCUCAACCCGACAUUGAUGACAAAAUGAGGGCAAUUCUGAUUGAUUGGUUGAUUGAAAUUCAUCGCAGAUUUGAACUUAGCCAAGAGACUCUUUACCUUACCAUCAAUAUAAUUGAUAGGUAUCUUGCCAUCAAGGCUACUCCAAGGAAGGAGCUACAGUUACUUGGUAUGGGUGCAAUGCUUGUUGCUUCAAAAUAUGAAGAAAUCUGGGCACCUGAGGUGAAUGACCUUGUAUGCAUCUCAGAUGGAGCUUAUACUCACGCUCAGGUGCUCACCAUGGAAAAAUGCAUUCUUGGUGAAUUGCAAUGGACUUUGACAGUUCCAACACCAUAUGUGUUCCUGGUGCGCUUCAUCAAAGCCGCUAUUCCUGACUCGGACAUUAUGGAGACCAUGGUUUACUUCCUUGCAGAACUUGGGGUGAUGAAUUAUGCAACCAUCACUUACUGUCCAUCAAUGAUUGCAGCCUCAGCAGUCUAUGCAGCUAGAUGCACCCUCCAAAAGACACCUCUUUGGGACGAAACUUUGAAACUCCACACGGGUUUCUCUGAGUCACAACUAUUGGACUGUGCGAAGCUACUUGUCACCUACCAUGCUAUGGCUGCAGAUCACAAGUUGAAAGCAAUCCACAAGAAGUACUCGAGCAUCGAAAGGGGAGCUGUUGCCAUAUUGCCUCCUGGAAAAUCUCUUUUGGAGUUGGCAUAGUUAGUAGAUUAACAGAGAAAAUGGUGGACUAGUUUUUCUGGAAGGGUGUGUGUAUAAAUUCAAAGCUUGCUUGAAAUGUUGGAUGUAAAGUUCACUGGAGGAACAAUUUAUUAGGUGUAUCUCCUUGCAGCUAGGUAAGGAGGAUUUUUCUUGUGCAUAGUUAUUUUCCUGGUGAAAUAUCAGUAUCAAGAUCUUCAAUUCUGGUUCCUAAAGGCUAUGUUACCCAGACUCUUCUAUUUGAGGAGAAUACCCGUGUCGUGUAGUGUCUGACACUAGUGUGGGUAUGAGUGUCGGGUGUGACAUUUUAGCCUAAAAUGUCCAAGAUUUCUAAAAUAUUGACGAGUCG
Oldenlandia corymbosa var. corymbosa is the source of this 1935-nucleotide messenger RNA. The record is from the annotation of a GenBank genome assembly. Lineage: Eukaryota; Viridiplantae; Streptophyta; Magnoliopsida; Gentianales; Rubiaceae.